AUGUUCUUCCAGCCAUCGGAUCCAAUUCGUCCAGUAUCACCGGUUCGUCCAGUGAGUCCUAUAGACGAUCACAGCUACGCUCACCUUCUAAAACCAAUACAACAGCUCAAUAUUCCACGAAUUGACGUCCAUUCAGCGCCACCCUCCCACAGUCCUCGUCAUGGUCAGUACACUUUCCACUGCUUUCUUACAUGGGACAUCAAUUUUCCACUUUGUUCAAUAACCAAAAAAUCUCGUUUGGUUUCGGUUCAUGACGGUCGAUCUGUUGCACCGUACACUGAAACGGUGACCUAUGAGCCAGCAUUUCUGGAAAAAUAUAGCAGUGCAUCAGCUCGUUCCAAACGAUCGGGUUUCUCUUCGAAUUCACUCUCACCACGCAUUCGACGUGAAUCCGAUGACUCAUGUGCAUACAUUGUACAGAAUCCUCUUUAUCGUGAUUGA
Molecule: messenger RNA, 441 nt
Organism: Angiostrongylus costaricensis
Lineage: Eukaryota; Metazoa; Nematoda; Chromadorea; Rhabditida; Metastrongylidae
Source: the annotation of a GenBank genome assembly